Molecule: messenger RNA, 3046 nt
Organism: Sardina pilchardus (European sardine)
Lineage: Eukaryota; Metazoa; Chordata; Actinopteri; Clupeiformes; Clupeidae
Gene: slc26a11
Product: solute carrier family 26 member 11
Exons: 16
Coding region: 460-2226 (588 amino acids)
Biological process (GO): transmembrane transport
Cellular component (GO): plasma membrane
Molecular function (GO): secondary active sulfate transmembrane transporter activity
Source: RefSeq, a predicted model, not a curated record
CACUGGCCACAAUAGAGGAAGUACACUGUCUGUAUGGAGCUACUGUGAUUAGUGUCAGGGGGGAUAACGAUUCAGGGAGUCAAAAUGAAAGGACCCAUGGAUCAAAACUAAGAUGGCAUGGCGGUCCAGAAACGUAACAUCCGACCCAGGGUUUUGUAUUUGGAGAACAGAGCUAAAGCAUGGAGAUGACAUGCAUCUCCCAUUACAUUACAUGCAGGCAUUCUGAAAGUUGGACAUUUCUCUGCCAAAAUACAAAUGAUCAAAGCUUCUAAGACUUUCCUCACUAUUCCAUAGACAAUAGUGCAGCUUCUUUCAGCGAGUCUUGAGUUCAUGAUGCCAAUGAUCUUCAUUAGCUGUCACCACUGGAGCUUCAAAAGAAGGCGAGGGUGCAAAAUCUGUGCUGUGAAGAUUUAAUUUGAUGCAAGCUGUUAAAGGGAAGUAGGCCUAUAUGAAUAGAAAAUGGAGCCACUGAUCAACCAGAUCCCCAUAGACAGAAGCUCAGCACAGCAUAAGUGGGUAUGCUGUGGCUCUCUCUGCACCCUCCAUAGCUGGAUACCAAUUCUGACCUGGCUUCCAAAAUACAACUUCAGAUGGCUGCAGAUGGACAUCAUUGCAGGUGUUACAGUUGGACUCACCACAGUACCACAGGCUCUGGCUUAUGCUGAGGUGGCAGGUUUACCUGUGCAGUAUGGGUUAUACUCCGCUUUCAUGGGUGGUUUUAUUUACUGUGUCUUGGGCACAUCGAAGGAUGUGACCCUGGGGCCAACAGCCAUUAUGUCCCUUCUGUGCGCCUUUUACGUCGGUGGGGAUCCUCUCUAUGCUGUUCUGCUGUCAUUCCUUGGUGGGCUUAUCCAGAUGUCAAUGGCACUCCUGAGAUUGGGGUUUUUGUUAGACUUCAUCUCCUAUCCUGUCAUCAAGGGCUUCACGGCUGCUGCAGCAGUUACGAUUGGAUUUGGGCAGAUUAAGAAUAUACUAGGACUGAAGAAUAUCCCUCAUCAGUUCUUUCUACAGCUUUACUACACAUUUCAGAGGAUUCCUGAGGCAAGGUUGGGUGAUGUUGUUCUAGGUGUUUCCUGUAUACUUCUGUUGAUUUUUCUAAUGUGGAUGAAAAGUACGCUACCACCCCUCUCAGAAGAGCACACGACCCAUGUUCGAGUGGCGCAUAAAAUUGUUUGGAGUGCUGCUACAGUCCGAAACGCGCUGGUUGUUGUUGGUGCAACUGUUAUGGUCUUUUCACUAGAGUCAUCCAAUCGACACUAUUUUACUCUCACCGGGAAAACCUCAAAGGGUCUCCCACCAUUUAAGCCUCCAGCCUUCUCUGAAAUCACACCAAAUGGGACAAUAGUAUCUUUCAGUGACAUUUUGCUGGACCUUGGUGCGGGUUUGGCUAUUAUACCUCUGAUGGGUCUGUUGGAAAGUAUUGCAAUUGCAAAAGCCUUUGGAGAUCAAAACAAUUAUCGCAUUGAUCCAAAUCAAGAACUUUUUGCCAUUGGGAUCACCAACAUCUUAGGCUCUUUUGUUUCAGCAUAUCCUGUCACUGGGAGUUUUGGAAGGACUGCAGUUAACUCUCAGACAGGGGUGUGUACACCAGCAGGCGGUGUCAUUACAGGGGCGAUCGUGCUGCUUUCUCUGGCUUAUCUCAUGCCAGUUUUCUACUACAUUCCUAAAGCAUCUCUAGCUGCUGUCAUCAUAUGUGCUGUCACACCAUUGGUUGACUACCACCAGGUGAUACAACUGUGGAGGGUCCGAAAACCGGAUCUGGUACCUUUUAUGGUAACUUUUUUGGUGAGCCUUUGGGAGAUCCAGUAUGGCAUAGUAGGAGGUAUCCUGGUGUCAGGAGCUAUGUUGCUAUAUCAUGAAGCCAGACCCAAAAUAAAGGUUACUGACACUGACCAUGGCUUUCUGUUGAUGGAACUGGACAGUGGACUUAGCUUUCCAGCUGCAGAGCACUUAAAUCAUGUGAUCUACAACUAUGCACUUCAGGUGUCCCCCCCUCGCUCUGUGGUAUUGAACUGUCAGCAUGUCAGCAGAAUUGAUUUCACUGUGGUGAAUGAACUCCGCAACCUGCUCAAACAAUUCAGACUUCAAAAUGUCACUCUGAUCUUCUCGGGAUUAAAGAACUGUCUUCUGGAGGUUUUGAAUGCAGCAGACUUGCCACAGCUCCAGCAUACAGACAGUGUUGAAGCUGCAGUUGAGAGCCUAUUGGGUCAUACUCAUAAUGACUGAAAACCCUAACAUCCAAUCAGCAGAAAAGCAUAAUUUCUUAUCUUUAUACAUUGUUUUUGAUGUGGCUAAUUUAUUGUAACAUCAAUUUUAUCCUAUUAUCUUUACUGAAAAUUAUCUGUAUUUAAUUUUAUCAGUAGACUAUGCAGACAGAAGUUCGAUUAAUUGUAUAUUUUUAAUUUAGUAAAACUUCUCAUGAAUUCCAAUGGCUUGGUGACUAGCCUUUUGAUACUGUAAACGAAUGUGUGAUUGUAGGGGAGGGGGGGGGGGGGGGGGAUUAACUAGCCAUUUCUCUCUCUUUGACACUAAUAUGACACUCUCUCACAGACAUUACCAUAAUUUGUAAUAAUUUACAAUCAACUAUAAACUUAAGAAGUGCUGUGCUGCUGAUGAUGACUUUGUAUUGCUACAAUAAAGUCAGUUUCUUGAAAAACCACGGGUCUCAUAGCAAUGGUAUAUGCACUCAAAAAAAAGAUUUUAAAAAAUGUAUGAAAACAUUGGAAUCUUGUUUGUUUCUUUGUUAUCAUUUUGCACUCAGAAAUGUCAUGGGUUGUCUGGGCAAAGUCACCGAACCCCUCCGAUAGACUUGAUUUUUUGCUCUUUGUUUGUUUGUCUUCCGUGUUGGGUGGCCCCCUGCUGGUGAACAAGAGAAGGUUGCAGCCAUAACCCACCAGCCAGAGAAGUGUGUCUUGCUGUGUAUGUCGGACUUAUCAGUGUGUGUAGUGUCUUUGUACUUGAAGUGAGAACUUGUCCUCCUGUGUCCACUUAUAAAUAUGCUGAUUGUUAUGGCUGUGAGAGGAUUGUGAAAGUGCCAUAUGGGGGA